Messenger RNA from Dicentrarchus labrax (European seabass), 4198 nucleotides. Its product is annotated as rhodopsin kinase GRK1-like. The record is from RefSeq and is a predicted model, not a curated record. Gene Ontology annotation, cellular component: cytoplasm. Gene Ontology annotation, molecular function: ATP binding; rhodopsin kinase activity. The coding region runs from base 1638 to 3323 and encodes 561 amino acids. The transcript has 7 exons. Gene Ontology annotation, biological process: signal transduction; protein phosphorylation; regulation of signal transduction. NCBI's taxonomy places the organism in Eukaryota, Metazoa, Chordata, Actinopteri, Moronidae.
GCAUUUCAACUAAGGCUUUUUACAAAUUGUCCCAGCAGAUGUAUUCCUGGUAAAGGGAUGUUUCAGUUUUCAAGAGAACUGAACUGAUUUGGGGGUCGUGCUUCUUUAAAAAAAAAAAAAAGAACCCACGCAUUAAGACGGGUCCCUAGACUUGCCUGUGCUGGAGAAAGGGGGGCUUGGGCAAGCGUCUGUCUGCUUGUCAGAGAAAAGCCACGGGGAAACUACGUGCUAGACAGUCAAGAAGAGGAUGGCUAUGAGGUGAGAACAAUUGAUUAUAUGCUCCUUUACUCACCAAUGCUAUUGGUCCUAAUAUUAUGCAGCCAUAAAGUCAGCAUUUAAUUACAAUUUUAAUGUACAGACGCAUUUAUAAGUGCAGUUGCUGACAUUGAGACUGGGCCCUGUUUUUUUUUUCAAAUUAGGUGUCCAAAUGUUUUUGACAUGGAGAACCGAUAAGGGCCCAAAUGAAGCACAUGCUGCAGGCACUGGAUGGUUUGGGAGCUGUUCGCAUAAUACGUCUGAUCUAAGGCUGCAAAACGUGUCAGUGCACGACAUUUAAGCUCCCUUUUCCCCUCAGUUGCACAUGUUUAAAAGGAAGGUUUGUUUAAAAAAUAAAAAUAAAAAAUCUAAAAACUGAGCACCAACCAACCACAGUACCUUUAAAGAGUUAUUGGUGGCUGUAAUCAUUCCUCGUGCCCACGCUGGCUGCAAAGAGAUCUAUUCCUAGGGCAAUUUGAAUUUAAACAGGACAAAAUGCACGGUCACUGUUCUAUAUAUUCUGUUAUUCAGCUAAAAAUAAUGAGACUUCAGCAGCCCGGGUUAGUCAAAUCAAGUGGGUAUGCUGUAAGUUGGUCUUAUUCCAAGUAUCCCUAAGCAGUAAUUUGGUUUUAUAAUGAAGUUACCUACUUCAUGUAUACUUAAAUAUCCAUGAGAUAUAUUAUAAUAUACUGACUUGCAUAUAAAGUGGACUGUGGACCCUGAAUUUGAUCUUGACCAGAUUUCUGUGCAGCAAAUGUGGACAGGAGGAUUGAUUACAGCAACCAAUAAUUCUUUAUUUUCCAUACAAAGUAAUAUGUAGUAUGUAAAGUAUUUUAUUUAAAUGAGAAUUUUAUUUUAGAAUAAAACUAUAAACUAUAAUAAAAAUUAUCUGUAGGCCUCCCAGUUGAUCACAAACAUGAUUGCUUUUUCCAACCUGACUUUAGCUUUUAAAUAUCCAGCAACUGCUUGAUUAGCAUCUACAUGAAUUUUCCACUGCUAACUGUGAUUUCCCAGUUGAUUGACUGGUGACACUCCAGCUGCAUAUGCUGCCUGUAUUGUUCUAUUCCAGCAUGUGCUCGCACACUUUGUCUGGGGCAUUAGGGUGUUAAUGGAUUACUGAAAGGUGUUGACUCAGGUAUGUGUGUGUGUUUGUGUGUGUGAACGAGGGUGGUACAGUGCUCAAAGUGUGCUGGGAUCUAGUUGAGACACUUAUCUCCAGUUCCCAUUUCUCUGCCACUACGCUGUGAUCCGUCUCCUGUCGUCUCCCCCUUGCUUCAUCCUUUUACUGCCUCACCCCUGCACUUUAGUUAGCAGCAUUUAUUCUCUGUUUUCUCUUUGCAAUGUCUCCUCUUUGCGCUGCCUAACAGUCACCUACCCUCAACAUGGAUAUUGGAGGACUGACCACAGUGGUAGCGAAUUCUGCUUACAUAAAUGCCCGUGGAAGCAUUGAUGGCUCUAAUGCACCAGCUCGGGAUAAGAAGUACCAUUCUCGCCUCAAACUGCCACACAUCACUGUGUGUGAGGGCCUGAGGGAUACCCUGGAUUUGAGCUUUGACACAGUCUGCAGCGAACAGCCCAUCGGAAAACGCCUCUUUAGGGAAUUCUUGAAUGCAAAUCAAGAGUAUCAUGGGUCUUGCCGUCUGUGGAAAGACAUCGAGGACUAUGACCUGGCGGAGGAUUCUGACAGGGCAAAGAAGUCCUCAAAGAUUGUCCAGCGGUACAUGGAACCCUCUGCCAAAUACUACUGCCCGUUCCUGCCUGAGGACAUCAUAGCCAAGGUGAAGGAAGGCCUGGAGGCUGCAGGCGAUGAUUUGUUUUCCGCAGCACUGACCACAACGUUGAACUUUCUGCGGGAAGCCCCCUAUACUUUCUUCAUGGAGAGCUUGUAUCUGAAGAGGUACCUGCAGUGGAAGUGGCUUGAGAUGCAGCCCAUGGAUGCGGACUGGUUCUUAGACUUCCGUGUGCUGGGGAAAGGUGGGUUUGGAGAGGUGUCUGCCUGUCAGAUGAAAGCCACAGGAAAACUGUAUGCCUGUAAGAAACUCAACAAGAAGAGGCUGAAGAAGAGGAAAGGCUAUGAGGGGGCGAUGGUGGAAAAGAGGAUUCUUGAGAAGGUUCACAGUCGCUUCAUUGUGUCACUGGCGUACGCCUUCCAGACAAAGGACGAACUUUGUCUGGUCAUGACCAUCAUGAAUGGAGGAGACCUCAAGUACCACAUCUACCUGGUGGAUGAGAACAGCCCGGGGUUUGAGGAGCCCAGAGCCUGUUUUUAUAUAGCUCAGAUCAUCCAAGGCUUGGAGCACCUCCACCAGAAAAGAAUCAUCUACAGAGAUCUCAAACCAGAAAAUGUGCUGCUAGAUAAUGAUGGAAAUGUGCGCAUAUCUGACCUGGGUCUUGCUGUGGAGCUAAAAGAAGGCAAAACAAUGACCAAAGGAUAUGCUGGGACACCAGGGUACAUGCCUCCAGAGAUGCUGAAAGGAGAGAAAUAUGACAUGUCGGUCGACUACUUCACUCUCGGAGUGACCCUAUUUGAGUUCAUGGCUGCUAAGAACCCAUUCAGAAACAGAGGGGAGAAGGUUGAACGGGAGGAGAUGAAAGAACGCAUGCUGACACGAGUGGUGGUGUAUCCAGACAAUUUCAGCGAGCACGCAAAGUCACUCUGUGAUGGGCUGCUAGCCAAAGAGGUCGACCAAAGGAUGGGUUUUAAGAACGGAUGCUGUGAUGAGCUCAGAGCACACUCAUUCUUCAGUAACCUCAACUGGAGGAAACUGAAUGCAGGUAUUCUGCCCCCUCCUUUUGUCCCUGACCCUAAAGUGGUGUACGCUAAAAGUCUGGAUGACGUUGGGGCUUUCUCUUCGGUGAAGGGAGUGGCCUUGGAGGAUCCUGACAAGACCUUUUUUGAUGAGUUUUCCUCAGGCAACAUCCCCAUCCCCUGGCAAGAGGAGAUGAUCGAGACAGGCAUUUAUGGAGAGCUCAACGUUUGGGGUCCUGAUGGCAGUGUCCCCGAUGACCUUCGCAGGGAGUCCAUUCUAGAGCAGCCAGCCAAGUCAUCGACCUGCUGCACAUCGUAGAGUAAUUGAAACACCUUGAAAUUACAUCAACCAUCCAGUGUGCAGACUUGUAGUUCUUCAGAACAUGAAGAUGCAAAUACUCAGGACAGACACAAGUGUCGUCUGAACUCUCUUAUGGCAGAGUUGAAACUGUUUGAGAUUCUAAAAGUUUAAUGGUGAAUGCAGAAAACAACCAGAACAGAAUGGAGGUGGAUUUUCAACCUGGAAUUUAAGAGUUUAAAAAAAAAAAAAGAAAUGUAUUGAUAUUAUAUUCUACGACUGCACCCUUUACACUCUCUCUUCAUCUUCUCUUUCUUUGUCUCGCAAUCUGUUCACUCUCUUCUCUGUGUGUAAUGUGUUAAAUUAUUGUAAUGCUUUUAGAUCUAAAAUGCAUUUUAAAAAUCAUAUUUUUAAGCAGGGGUUUAGUUAUGUGGUAUGUCUGGUGCUAAGUGACAGUCACAUGUUGAACAUGUAAAAUGUUAAUUUCCCUCUAUUGCAUAUGUGUCCUAUAGAGUGUAUGCCAUUUAAUGGAAAUCGAUUUUGUUUCUUUUUGAGUUAACUAACCUUAGUUUGACUAUUUAUAGCUAAAUUAACUGCUGAUGUUGAAAUACCAAAAGCGAAGACUCCAGAAACGCAAAGUUUCAUACUUUUGGAAAACAGUUUUCUUAUGUUUACUUCAUGGUUCAUAAUUGACUCUUUGCAUGGAUAGCCAAGAGCAGAGCACCUUUGACAAAGGUUUAUGUAUUAUAGUCUAGUUGUUAUGAGACAAAUUUGAAUGUAGAGAAAUGUUACCAGCAAAUCAAUUUAUUUUUAAAAACAGCAUAAGAUGAAUAAAUUCAGAAAUAUCAAAUGUAUGAAAAAGUACUGGCAAAUAAAAUAGCUUAUUGAAAUGGAAA